This is a messenger RNA of Pseudopodoces humilis (Tibetan ground-tit), 669 nucleotides long. RefSeq names its product ephrin A3 (gene EFNA3). The record is from RefSeq and is a predicted model, not a curated record. Gene Ontology annotation, cellular component: plasma membrane. Gene Ontology annotation, molecular function: ephrin receptor binding. Gene Ontology annotation, biological process: ephrin receptor signaling pathway; axon guidance. Lineage: Eukaryota; Metazoa; Chordata; Aves; Passeriformes; Paridae.
AUGGCGGCUGGGCUCCUGCCCCUGCUCCCGCUGCUGCUGCUGCUACCGGGCCGGGGGCCGCCGGGGGCCCUGGGCAACCGGCACGCCGUGCACUGGAACAGCUCCAACCCGCACCUGCGGCGGGAGGGCUACACGGUGCAGGUGAAUGUCAACGACUACCUGGACAUCUACUGCCCGCACUACAACGCCUCGGUGCCCGAGCACCGGCUGGAGCAGUACGUGCUGUACAUGGUGAACGCGGAGGGGUACCGCACCUGCAACACCAGCCAGGGCUUCAAGCGCUGGGAGUGCAACCGGCCCCACGCACCCCACAGCCCCAUCAAGUUCUCAGAGAAGUUCCAGCGCUACAGCGCCUUCUCACUGGGCUACGAGUUCCGUGCGGGGCAGGAGUACUACUACAUAUCCACGCCGACACACAACCACCGCCGGGCCUGCCUGAAGAUGAAGGUGUUUGUCUGCUGCGCCUCCACGUCGCACGCCGGGGAGAAGCUGGCGCCCACCCUGCCCCAGUUCACCCUGCGGCCCGAGGUGAAGAUCGAGGACCUGGAAAACUUCAACCCGGAGAUGCCGAAGCUGGAGAAGAGCAUCAGCGGCACCAGCCCCAAGCGGGAACACUUGCCCCUGGCCGUGGCCGCCGCGCUCUUCCUCAUGACUCUGUUGGCCUCGUAG